GCGUAUAAAAAUACCGAUACAGCUUUAAUUUAUGCUUUAUGAUAUGUUUUCCCUCGAUUUUCAACACCUAACCUCUGUAUGAAUUUCACAUCACUGACCAUUCGCUGACAGAAGUUGAAACAUUUGAAAGUCGAUUGCAAUAAAUGUGGUGCAAUAAUUGACACAUUAAAUAAGUAAUCCACAAUUAUCCGAAACAAUGACUUCGUCUGAUCUGCGUGAAUUAGCACUAAAAUUGGGAGCAAUGGAAACAAUCUCGACAAAAAAACCCAAUCUGCCAGCACGGACCAAGCCAGCCCAGCAAUUCGACUACCUCAUCGUCCUCGACUUCGAAGCGACCUGCUGGAACACCAAAAUGACACGCAAGACAGCAAAUGAAAUCAUUGAGUUCGCAGCUGUCUUGCUACACAUCCCCAGCGGCGAAAUCAUCUCAACAUUCAAGAAAUACGUCAAACCCACCGAAAAUCCCAUCCUCACUGACUUCUGCACAUCCCUCACUGGCAUCAAACAAUCCACAGUUAAUAAUGCAUCAACCAUUGAGCCAGUUCUCGAAGAAUUUGACUCUUGGGUGCAAGAAAACUCCAAACUGCACAAUUUCGACUUUGUAUCAACCCAGUACAAGAAAAACGAUUCUCUCUGCACGUUCGCAACAUGGUCCGACUGGGAUCUCGGCACAUGCCUAAAAGAAUGCAAGCGAAAGCGUCUCUACAAAGAGUCCUACUUCAAUCAAUGGAUUGACGUGCGUCAAACCUACAUGGAAUUCUACAAGGACACACCAAUGGGCCUCAUCGGCGCUCUCCACAGUCUCAAAAUGAACUUCGUCGGGCAAGAACACUGCGGUAUUGACGACGCGCGCAACACAGCGUACCUAAUCAAUCGCAUGGUCCAACAUGGCCUCCAUUUGGCCAACACAAAGUCAAUUUAACUUAAAAAUUAACUUGUUACAUUAACGACAGACGACAAACAUGCAAGUUCCAAGCAAGUUCUCGACAAAUUUUACAUUCGCAUCAACGUUCCACCUGCUUUUCAUGUUAUAUUAACAUAAAAAGCAGGCGAAACGUUGCGAUGGGAAUGUAAACGCGGCUGUGAUUAACUUAUUGCAACUUGAAGAGUGCUAUCAAACUAAUAUAUCGCAAAUUUAUACGAAAAUAUUUUCAAAUAGAAAAAUUAUUUGGUUA
Molecule: messenger RNA, 1175 nt
Organism: Dalotia coriaria
Lineage: Eukaryota; Metazoa; Arthropoda; Insecta; Coleoptera; Staphylinidae
Product: ERI1 exoribonuclease 2-like
Molecular function (GO): nucleic acid binding; 3'-5'-RNA exonuclease activity
Source: RefSeq, a predicted model, not a curated record